Molecule: messenger RNA, 1473 nt
Organism: Ichthyophthirius multifiliis
Lineage: Eukaryota; Ciliophora; Oligohymenophorea; Hymenostomatida
Exons: 7
Biological process (GO): transmembrane transport
Cellular component (GO): membrane
Molecular function (GO): ATP binding; ATP hydrolysis activity; ABC-type transporter activity
Source: RefSeq, a predicted model, not a curated record
AUAAGCUAGAAUGCACUUAGAGAAAUAUCUAUGUAGACUUAUUAACAUUUAUUACAAUUGGAUCCUACUUUUCAUUUUGGAGAAUCAUAAAGACAAACAAUGUUUGAUAUAAUAAAGGCUUAAAAAGGAAUAGAGUCAAAUUUAAAAAGCGUGACUUAGUUUUUCAUUCCAUUUAUUUCUGAUAUUGGAUUAUCUGCUUUUUUCUUAUUAUAUCAUUGCGGACCUUUUUUCUUUAUUUCUUUUUUGGCUACAUAUAGUGGUUAUAUAUGGUAUACUUUUGAUUUAUCAAAUUAUAGAAUUUAAGCAAUGAAAUUAUAAAAAUAAUAUGAUAGAUAAGCUGAUUUUACAUUAAGCGAGACACUUUCAAAUUAUUAUAAUGUGAAAUAUUAUAAUGCCGAAUAGUUUGAAAUAUAAAGAUAUGCAGAUAUUUAAAAAAAAUAUUAAGAAUAAGCAAUAUUAAAUUAAUAAACUUUAUCAAAAUUAAAUAGUGGAUAAAGAAUCAUUUUCUCAGCUGGACUAACAGCAAAUAUGAUUUAUGGUGCAUUUAAAGUUUAACAAGGAUUAAUGAGAGCAGGUGAUAUUGUUUUAGUAUAGUCAGUUAUGAUGCAAGUCUAUUAACCAUUAUUUAUAUUAGGUGUAUAAUGGAGAGAAUGGACUAAUUCUUCUUUAGAUAUUUAAAGACUUUUUAAAAUAAUGGAUAUGAAACCAAAAAUUUAAGAUAAAGAAAAUGCAAUAAAUUAUUAAUAUAAAGGGGGUGAAAUAGUAUUAAAAAAUGCUAGUUUCAGUUAUAAUGAUAAAAAGGAAAUCUUAAAAAAUUUAAGCAUUGUAUUUGAUUAAAAAAAACUAAUUUCUAUUGUAGGAAAAUCGGGAAUAGGAAAAACUACAAUGUUUAAUUUAAUAGUAAGACUUUAUGAUCCAAUAUAAGGAGAUGUAUUUAUAGAUGGAUAAAAUUUAAAAGAUUUAAAAUAAUCUAGUUAUAGAAAAUAUGUAUGUGUAAUUUCUUAACAUCCAUAUUUAUUUUAUGAUACUAUUCUAUCAAAUAUAUUAUAUGGAAGUAAUAAUAAAAGCUAGGAAUAAGUUAUUGAAAUAUGUAAAAGUUUAAACUUACAUGAUUUAAUAAUGGGUUUACCAUAGGGUUAUAAUACAUAUGUAGGAGAAUAAGGUUACAAAUUUUCAGGUGGAGAAAGAUAAAGAAUAUCUAUUGCAAGGGCUUUAGUAAACGAUUCGAGUAUCUUAUUAAUGGAUGAGCCUACUAGUAGUUUAGAUAGUAAGAAUGAGGAAGAUUUUAUGAAAAUUAUAUAGAAAAUUAAAAAAGAUAAAACUAUUAUAAUGAUUACUCAUAGAUUACAUUUAAAUGAUUAUUUUGAUGAGGUUCUUUAUAUUGAUGCGGAAGGUUUUUAUGAAAAAGGAAGUAAUUAUGAGUUAAUUAAUAAAUAAGAUGGAAUGUAUAAGAUGUUUUGGGAAAAUAUAUGA